UGUUACUUGUACCGUCUGAUUUUAUUCUGUUUUUGGUAAUUUCCUCCAUUACGAACCCCCCCUGGCCUCGAAUAGUCGAAACACGUCGCCUUCAAGGGGGUUCAAUCCCGACCCAGCUUGGGACCAGACAGCCCAGACAGCCCGGAUUCUCUCGCUUCGAAACACAUCAUGGAGCGACGGAGGCUCAAUGGAAUGGCGAACACCGCUUCGUCUUCCUUAACUUUUUCUGUAUUUUUAUUCGCUUUAGCUGCUUUACCAAUGGCUUCCGCACACGAUCAUAGUUCUACGCAUAUUGAAGAUGGGCAAGCCAUUUCGGUUGAGCCGAUUGACACAACAUUAUGGGUUCAUAUCUUCAUACAGAUGUUCGCCUGGGGUAUUAUCUUUCCCUUGGGUAUGGUUCUUGGGAUCGUCAAGUCCCGAUGGCACGUCCCCGUCCAAGUAGUCGGCACAGCGCUGGCGAUCGUCGGAUACGCCCUGGGCCACAUGCACGGCGGUCGCGAAUUUCGACACGAUAACGUCCACUCCAAAUUUGCGUCGCCCAUCUCUUUGGUCCUCUUCUUCCAGAUUCUUAUGGGUAUAUACUUGAAGUUACAUCUCGAAAAAGGCAUAAAUGGGAAGAUAAGACGGUUCGUGAAGAUAGGACACGGCAUCGUCGGGAAGGCUCUACCUGUCCUAUCUUGGACGCAAAUGUUGUUUGGUGGUAUCACGGCUCUUGGGUUUUGUCAGGGUGAUCAUCUCGGUCAAUGUCUCGCCCAUUUCAUUAUGGGUAGUGCUUUCAUUGCCUACGGUAUCCUCUUGACGAUCCUAUUAUUAGUUGGGCAGUUAUGGAUCAGGCGUACCGGACGGUCCCAGGAGUUCUUUGACAGUUCUGUUAUCGCCGCCUGGGGAGUUGUUAACACUUUUACCGAACACCGAUGGGGUACCGCUUGGGUCAAGAAUGAUUGGCAGCAUACCACUAUGGGUAUCGUAUGGUGGGCUGCAGGUCUGGCAGGAAUCUGGUUAAGCAAAGACCGAGACGGCAGACCUCAACGCAAUUUCAUUCCCGGUUUCGUUAUUUUGAUCACUGGCUGGGCUAUGAGUGCUCAUCCCCAAGAGCUGAUGAUCAGUGCUGAAACCCACAAGAUGUUUGGAUACACACUCAUGGCUGCUGGUGCCACUCGUAUGAUCGAGGUAUCAUUUGUUCUUCGGGAUCGCCCUGGUUUAUCUGAAGAUGGCCGUGAGACGAGUAGCUUUCAAUUUGUCCCCGCAUUUUUGCUUUAUGCUUCCGGAUUCUUGUUCAUGGGCGCGACGGAAGAACAAAUGGCUCUCGUUGCUGCGUCAGGCAUGGACCACGUUGCCUACAUAUUGAUUUUGUACUCGCUCGCCUUUCUAGUAUUCCUCUUCACCAAUGCUCUUCUCGGUGUAUACGAUCGUAACGCCACACCGGCGCUUCCUAAUAAGGAUCUAGCGAAUGGUCGAUUAGGACCGCGUGUUAAUGGAAAUGUGCCUGUAAGGGAUGCCCAAGAAUUUGAAUUGGAAGGCUUAAUGAGCGAUGAUGAAGAUGAAGGCGUAAGGGACACGAGAGAUGAUGGUAGCGGCCUUAACAGCCCUAGUACCGUGGGAAAGAAUAGCGACGGGAUAGCUCACUAAUCACCGCCGAGUCGAAUUAAACAGCGAUUCUCAAGAGUAACGACUACAAUCGACCUAGAGAGGUUAGCAAUCUUGUUAAUAUUGCAUAGGCCACAGGCGUUUGGACUAGGUCUUGGGGGGGUUAAAUCAUAAGCGGCCUUAUUCGAAUUCCACAUAUCUGUAUAUCAACGAUGUAGCAUGCACCAGCAUUAAUUUCGCGUUAUAAAUCGAGCAACUCGAAUAAAACACUACGGUGUCUCCAAACCGAUAUCAUUAUACAAUGUGAUUGAAUAGAAACGGUGCGAGUUGGAUGGGGUAUACGAGAGGGUACCCAGUGCCAACAAGAUAAAGAAUGAGUUUGCCAACGUACCCACGAACGGCGUUACCAGACCUAACUUCUAGA
Molecule: messenger RNA, 2011 nt
Organism: Hypoxylon trugodes
Lineage: Eukaryota; Fungi; Ascomycota; Sordariomycetes; Xylariales; Hypoxylaceae
Exons: 4
Coding region: 169-1629 (486 amino acids)
Source: RefSeq, a predicted model, not a curated record